GUUUCCUGGAACCUGGAAGCCCGUGUUUUGCUAUUAUUCACUUUUGGCCAAAGGUUUUGUUCUCAAGGAUACGAGGUUUAUGGAUCUCACGAACAUGCAUUAGGUGUAGCGAGUUCGUCUUAUAAAUCCUUAAGGGCUGCUAAUGUCGACUUUUCUUUGUCAAAAAGGAAAAGCAAUGAAGCGAAGUAUUGUUUGAUUGGGUUCUUGAAAGUACGAGGCGUUUGGAUCAUGGUGUCUAUGCAAAUGCUGAGGUUGAUGAAAGAGGAUUAUGAGGCAUUGAGGUAUUUUGUAUGUCAAAUUUUGCACAUUGAGGCAGAAAAGGCUCACCGAUCUGUGACCUGUUAAUAUAUAACAGCAGGCACGAACAUAUCUGUAGGUCAGUUACGGAAGUGAAGGGGACCAAUAUGAAAGAUUAGAGAGAAAGUUCACGGGCGUACAGUCUCCACGAAAAGUCUUGCUUAUGUCCUUUCUUUUAGUGGAAAGUUUGAGCGAGGAGUACAAUGUUUUAGGACGAAGGCUUGCCGGUGUAGCAACUGACUUGAAAGAUUUGUUCACUGUUGCAUCCCACAGAAGUUACUCCACCUUGUUUGUUUCCCCAAAGAAUAUUUAAAAAAUUCGCGUUUCUUCCCUCGUAUGUUACGACUCGGUUUCGUCGGUUUCGUUCAGCUAGUAUGAUUAUGCUUACAAUACAAGUACUGAUCCGGUUCACAAUUAUCGAAAUAACAUACGCCUGUGGAUAUGCUAUCCAACAGAAUGUUUUCACUUUCAAAUUCAAAUUCACUGUCAGCUCUUCUUUCGUUGGGAUCCUCAACCGCUAGGCUGCAGUUGAUAACGCGGGUAGCACCCAACUAUCUUCAAAGUACCCUGCUUUGAGCCGGAUCAUCAAGAACGUCACCUGAAAAAUCUUUUCGAUCUCCAACUCUUCCAUCUCAAGUUCAACAAUUAAGAGCGCCUAUAAAUCCCUAAGAAUUUUGAUAUUAUGGUUGUUCUCGACUCCCUACCCGGAAUUGAGGUCGCAGUAUGUGUUGAUGGCGAGCCAUUGAAAGAAUAUGAGAACACCGAAGAUGAGUUGAUGUUGAAUGAACCAGAAGGACUCGGCAAGACGUUUGAAGUCGCUAGACAUCAGCGUUCUGUGACUGUUAGAAAGUUCGUCGAAUCUACCGCCGGCAAAUUCUUUACCAUUAAAUGCUCCGUCAAGACCCCAUAUAUAUAUGCAGGCGCUUGUACGCACAUUUCAUUUUGCUCUUCUAUUGAUGGCGAGAACCUGUCUUGGGCCCCUCUUUUCAAUAAAGAAACAUAUGAAAAGAGUAGUUCUAACUUGACUCGAGAGGUCGAGGGAAAUUUGUAUAAGGAAGAAGGAAAACUACUACUACAGAGAUUACAGUUCACAGAGACGCACUUGACUCAGUGGGAUAAUUCGAUCGAAGCAGCGAUUCGGCUUGACGGAAAAGGACGUUACGUGGGUGAAAUUGAAGUGAGAGUCUUUCGAGAAAUGUCCCCAUCAAAAGCGAGUCUUGUAAGCACAGCUCCGUUAGUCAGUAAAACCAAGGUUCCAGAGAACUUGUUGAAGGGCCAAGCAAAAUCGCAUAGCACAUUUUAUGGACCAUCGGCUGAUCUUGGGGAUAGAUUCAGUCAGGGAGAGGCUGAAAAAGAAGGCAAAUAUGUGAGAAUGACAUGCUGUGAUGGUGGAAGAGAGUAUCCUAUUGGAAUUUUCAAUUUUCAAUAUGGCUCGAAAGGAGAUCUUGAAGCAUUAGGUGUUAUUGGAAGAAUGCCGGGGCCGGAGCCAGAGUCAUCGUUUGGUUUAGGUCAUGAUUUUGAGCCUCUACCUAUGCCGAUGAGUGAAGUCCAAGCUCCUGUGAAGCUAUCUCGGGAUACGAUAAAAGAAGCGGAGGCAGAGGCAAAGCUAUCAAACAAAAAGAGUCGUGGCGGAUCUACUUUCGAACUACAGGCAAUCAGAUUUACCCCUCUAUCAAUCAAGCAUGAAGUUCAAGACGCUGAACAUGGCCAAAAUUCUACCCCGACAGCCCCUUCAGUACCUGCCGGAACUUCUGAUGUUACAUCCCCAAUAACUUCUACAUCUUGGCAUCUUCUAGAUCUAGAUCCAACACAGACUGGACAAUUGUUUGGACAGUUCCUGCAAUACUUACAAACACAAGGAGGCGGGCAGCCCUCACACGCACCUCCGCCACUCCCAGUAGGAACCAUUUUUGCAGCUCUUCCCAGUCUACCAACAUCCACCAGUAGCAGUGAAAUUGCUACUACAGCUACUUUAACGCCACCAGUCAAGCGCGAGAAAGAAGAAAAUAGGGACGAGAGUCGCAAAAGAGGUCGCAAAUUUAGGGGAAAAGUUACUAUUGACCUUACAGAGGACGAUUCUGAUGACGACGUUAUGAUUAAUCUUGAUUCAGAUUGAGAUUUACAAAUGUCUCUGGGAUCAACGAGUACCAAACAACAUCUGCGGUCAUCUAGGUUGAUUUUUCUGAGCUGGGUCUUACGCCAUCAAUCUAAUUAUUACAAUGCUUUCGUUACGUUUUGAAAUUAUUAUGGGCGCUUGGUAAAUUUGAGGGUAAUCCAAGGAACACAUCGUUGAAUAACAUCGUUAAGCUACUGGGAUGUUUUUUUGAAGAAAAGAUAAAGCUUGCUGGCGGUUCAUAGCAAUUCAAUACUCCUGGC
Botrytis byssoidea is the source of this 2673-nucleotide messenger RNA. RefSeq lists its product as uncharacterized. The coding region runs from base 980 to 2413 and encodes 477 amino acids. The transcript is spliced from 5 exons. The record is from RefSeq and is a predicted model, not a curated record. Lineage: Eukaryota; Fungi; Ascomycota; Leotiomycetes; Helotiales; Sclerotiniaceae.